AUGGGCUCCUCCAGCGCCUUUCUCGGCAUCCUGUUCUUCUCUGGGGCACUGGGUCUCACCACUUCCCCAACCAGAGGACGACUCCACUGUUACUCCUGCGGCUUUGCUAAGCCCUGCUACCCUGUUCUCACAGAGUGCCAGGAAGAUGAGGUGUGUGGCAUCAGUGUUGGCACCUCAGACCAGAAGGAAGAGGUCAUCGAGCGGAGAGGCUGCCUCCCUAGGGCCCACUGCCCUCUGCUGGGCCGUGCCACCUACUGGUCACAGCCCUAUGCUCUCCGGCACCAGUGCUGUGAGCAGGACCUGUGCAACGUGGCCGCCUCCCUGCCGCGACUCCCACGCCUGCCCCUCACCACCCUGUCACUUCUUGCAGCCAUCUUUGCCUGGGGAGUCCAUAUCUUCCUCUAG
Molecule: messenger RNA, 405 nt
Organism: Peromyscus eremicus (cactus mouse)
Lineage: Eukaryota; Metazoa; Chordata; Mammalia; Rodentia; Cricetidae
Product: lymphocyte antigen 6G6e-like
Exons: 3
Coding region: 1-405 (134 amino acids)
Biological process (GO): acetylcholine receptor signaling pathway; desensitization of G protein-coupled receptor signaling pathway
Cellular component (GO): plasma membrane
Molecular function (GO): acetylcholine receptor activator activity; transmembrane receptor protein serine/threonine kinase activity; acetylcholine receptor binding
Source: RefSeq, a predicted model, not a curated record